This is a messenger RNA of Exophiala mesophila, 2656 nucleotides long. RefSeq lists its product as uncharacterized. The coding region runs from base 478 to 2625 and encodes 715 amino acids. Gene Ontology annotation, cellular component: membrane. The transcript has 2 exons. The record is from RefSeq and is a predicted model, not a curated record. NCBI's taxonomy places the organism in Eukaryota, Fungi, Ascomycota, Eurotiomycetes, Chaetothyriales, Herpotrichiellaceae. Gene Ontology annotation, biological process: metal ion transport; transmembrane transport. Gene Ontology annotation, molecular function: cobalt ion transmembrane transporter activity; cobalt ion binding; magnesium ion transmembrane transporter activity.
CUUGUUUGAUCCAUGCAGAUUGGAACAAACCCAUGUUCCCCCUAAUGUUUCUGAGUUUAUGGUUAGAAAACACCAUGUACUGGAAUCCAAUCUAACGCCCAAAAAUGACUUGCCAGAUCCCUUGACGCCUUAUCUUUCGCAACGAACCAUAUCUACAACCCUACUCCGUAGAUCUCACAUGAGGUCAAAGACUCACCUUCGAACAAUGCAUCGGCGACAUCGCAUCAUAUACCUCUAGACAUCGCAAAUCCUUUAUGCAUAUCUCAAUCGACAGCCUCUCUCUCCUCGUCGCCCCCCUUUCUCUGCAUUUCCUCUCGCGACCCUGCCUGAUCCCUACUCGAGUUCUCCUAGGUCAUUCCCGACCAACCAAUCAACCGGGUCUCGAUUCUUGAUCUGGGGCAUUAGCCUCUGGGCACGCAACGUGGGUCUGGGCUGCCACGGCUACGUCGUCAAACACCUCACGUACCUCCACAGAUCAUGGCUCUCGGCGGACAUGGCAGCCAUGUCGUAUCAAACAGACAUUCAGACUCCAACUCUGAGCAACAGAGAAGGCGACAUUCUCGGGACCAUACAAACCAUCGCAGAAACUCCAAUGCCCGUGACCGUGACCGCGAUGACAGUAUCGAUGUCGAGGCUCAAAUUUCCUCCAAUCAGACCGAUGGCCCGCAUCAUGUCCGCAUCGAAGAGAAUACCAUGCACCACAAGAGAAGCGAAGAUGGUCAAUAUGGUGACCUUAAUCACCUUCACCGGAGCGACACCGGUAUAUCCAAGUCAACCAUGAAAAGUCUACGCAGGCGUGCGCGUGCAGAGACCAUAAUAUAUGGAGCCACUGAGAUGGGCCAUACAACAGGCUGGGCCCCGGGACAAGAGCCAGGUAUUGACACCAGCGAACCAGCACCUCCCUACACACCAGGGAACACCACCGCUAGUGACUCGAUGCAUUACGAACAGUUACAUCAGAGAUGUGAAAUCACCGUGGUGGACUACAGUAAUAACUCCAUCGAGACCGUGGAUCUCGACAACGACAAUCUCGAAGAGUUUUUGAAACGGGAGCCCAGCGAUUGGGCUCAAGUGCGAUGGAUCAAUGUCAACGGCCUUUCUUGGGAUGUCAUUAGACUGCUGGGAAACUACAAGGGCCUGCAUAGACUGGCUAUUGAAGACUUGAUGCAUACCAAGAGCCGCACCAAGGCGGAUUGGUAUCAAGACCAUACCUACCUAGUCCUCCCUUUACAGAAGUUGAUCAAUCUUGCAGACCACGACUCCUCAGCCGACGAUGAUGAUGAGUCAAUCUACGGAUCUGAUUCCGGGUCCAACAAUAGCGAUUUGACGAGCAAACGACGUCGCAGCGCCCGUGUUAUUACAGAACGACAGAGAAGAAAACGAGAGCAGAAUCGUAAGGGCGCCGUCGUCUCACUCUGGAAUGAUGUUUGGAAACGGAAUAGGAGGAAAGCUUCACAUAAGGCAAAAGACGUCCAAGGUAAUGGCAUGCUCACGCCCUCAAAUAGCUUCAGAGUUUCCAAAAAGGUGGAUAGCCCUUGGGCUCCGAAGAAAAUUCGGUCCAUGCAGAGAUACCAUUCUGGUCCUAAUCAGGAUCGAAUUGAAUAUAUGGAACGCCACGCAGUCCUCGGCUCCAAAGGCAUCGGCGUAUCUAUGGAACAAGUCUCUAUCUUCCUCUGUGCGGACAAAACCGUAAUAUCCUUCUUCGAAUACUCCGCGCACGACGUACAAGCCCCCAUCAUCCGUCGACUUCACACACCCGGUACAGUUCUACGACAAAGUGAAGACGCCAGUCUUCUAGUACAAGCCAUUCUCGACGCCAUCAUCGAUCUCGCCAUGCCCGUAACAACAGCAUAUCAAGACGCCAUCGGCGACUUGGAACUCGACGUGCUCACCGACCCAGACAUCCACCAAUGCAGCACGUUGUAUAUCCUGACAUCGGAAAUCGCUAUUCUUCGCAACGCCAUCGCCCCCGUCACACAAUUGAUCGGCGCACUCAAAGACCAUAAAUCCGAUCCGACAAACGCAUUCCCUACGUCUUCACGAGUCGUCAGUCCUUCUGUCAAUGAACCAAGAACCGAUCCUCUGUCAUCAUCACUGGCUGCAAAUCUGAAUACCAACCUAUCUCCCUCCUCUACCACCAAUACCCUACACCACGCCCUUUCCCCUCCAUCUUCAUCCGGCCUCCGCAUCUCCCCCUUAACUAGCACCUACCUCGGCGACGUCGAAGACCACGCGUUUUUAAUCCAAGACUCGUAUGAUCAAAUGCGACGCUCCGCCGAUAACCUCUCCGACUUGAUCUUCAACACUGUAUCCGCAUAUCAAAACGAAUCCAUGAAACAAUUAACCAUUGUGACGUGUUUCUUCUUACCAUUGAGUUUUCUAACGGGUUAUUUCGGAAUGAAUUUCGAACGGUUCACAGCUGUACAAUUGCAUAGUGAUGCUUUUUUCUGGAAUAUUGCUAUUCCGGUUAGUGUGGUGGUGUUUUUGUUGCUCAUGAGGGAUGUUAUGGUUAGAGCGGUGGUCAAGUGGGCGAAUAAGUCGUUGAUUAGAAGGGGGAGGAGAAGGAGGUUGGAGAGGAGUAAUGGGAGGAGAAGUAGUAUGAAGGGGAGGGGAGGGGAGGAGUAAUAAUUAAUGAGGAUGAGGACAUAGAUAUAGC